Messenger RNA from Caenorhabditis bovis, 585 nucleotides. The record is from the annotation of a GenBank genome assembly. NCBI's taxonomy places the organism in Eukaryota, Metazoa, Nematoda, Chromadorea, Rhabditida, Rhabditidae.
AUGAAUCGACUUUCGGUGCAACCACGUAAAUCUAUUAUUGAUCUCGCCGAAGAAUCUGGACUAUUCGGCAUUAAUGCAUCGGACUUGGUGUUCGAGUCGACGAGCAACAAUAUUUCCUACUAUGAUUUUGUGCUCAGCUGCAAUUCGGUAGACAAUGAUGGCGGUGUGACCAUGUACUUGGCCAAGUUCGAUGAGCGCGUCAACAUGGAGGAGUUUGAAACGUGCCAUAUUCCAAGAGAGCUCUUCGAGGAAGGCCUUCCACAAUGCGAUUUGGGACUGAUGACACUCGGCGUCCUUGUAUGGAAGCACGUGAUCGCCAAGAAACGGCUUCUAUGUCUUAUUCGCAACGUGGAUUCCAACUAUGAUCAGGCCAUGGAGGCAUUGAAACGAGCCACCAAGAAAUUCUCAAUUCAACAUCAUGUGCAGACCAUCGGCAGAAGACUAUCAACAUCAUCCAACUCGUCAUACGGCUCGACUCACUCGUAUCAGAGUGAAGGUAUGCGGAUGAGGGUGCUCCUUUGCCAAACGCGAAAUGUUGUUGAGCACAUCCCAGCUCAAUCUUUCAAGAUCGAUGAUAAUCUGUAG